Chelonus insularis is the source of this 2887-nucleotide messenger RNA. Its product is annotated as transmembrane protein 104 homolog. NCBI's taxonomy places the organism in Eukaryota, Metazoa, Arthropoda, Insecta, Hymenoptera, Braconidae. The record is from RefSeq and is a predicted model, not a curated record. Gene Ontology annotation, molecular function: hydroxyacylglutathione hydrolase activity. Bases 176 to 2662 code for a protein of 828 amino acids. The transcript is spliced from 11 exons.
UGACAACCUCCAUUCUACAAUGAGUGUGUUCAACAAAGCUACAUUGUGACAGAGACAGAUAUCAAACAAUCAAACGUCAACGUCAUAUUAUUAUACACAACCAUAACUUGUGUAUUUAAAUACAUCAUGCUUUGAUGUUAAUUUAUAUUUGUGUGUUGGCACUUGGGCAUAAAUUAUGCCACAAAUAAAUACUGAUCAAUAUUCUACAAAAGUUGGUCUGAUCUACAUUUUCAAUUUAAUUGUUGGAACUGGAGCAUUGACUCUACCAGCUGUUUUUAGUAGAGCAGGAUGGCUUUUUGGAACUACAGUUAUUAUAAUCUUAGGAUUCAUAAGUUUUAUCACUGUAACAUUCGUCAUAGAGUCUAUGGCAUCAGCAAGUGCGAUUAUCGCCUGGGAAAAGGUUCAAAGUAGGAAAAAAGCUCUGCGUACAUUUUGUGAAGCUGAGCCACCAAACUCUGACUCAGAGGAGACUCCUCUUGUUGAACCAUCUGGAAGCUCUGACAAUACAGAUGAUUCAUCCAAAUUCUUUACAUUGAACGACAAAGUAGAGAUAGGAGAAAUGGCAUCCCUAUUUUUCAGUAAAACAAGCAUUACAUUAUUUUAUAUUUGUUUAGCUGUCUAUUUAUAUGGCGACUUAAGUAUCUAUGCUGCAGCUAUUGGUAGAACUUUGGCAGAUGUAGCUUGUAAUUAUCAACCAGCAAAUUUUACUUGUAAUGAGACAAUACCUGACACUGAAGCCUGCUGGGAAGGUUCAUAUGUCACACGAUUUGAUGCUUAUCAAAUAUUUUUGACAACGUUCGUUUUAAUAUCAGGUCCAUUUGUAUUUUUUAACGUCCAAAAAACAAAGUAUCUUCAAAUAUUGACGUCUACUAUGCGUUGGCUUGCAUUUUCAAUCAUGAUAAUAUACGCACUACGAAUCCUAAUAGUCAAUGGUCCUCAAGGAUCACCUCCAGCUAUGAACGUAUACGGUAUCCCUGGACUUUUUGGAGCGUGUAUAUAUUCAUUUAUGUGUCAUCAUUCUCUCCCAGCAUUAGUUGUACCAAUUACUAACAAAUCAACUCUAAAUCGUGCUCUUAUAUUAGAUUAUGUGUUGAUAGCAGGGUUUUAUCUAUUAUUAGCUUUAACGGGAACAUUUGCAUUCGCACAUCUUGAUGAUUUAUAUACGUUAGAUUUUGGUCCAAGAGGUAGUGGAGGAUGUUCAGAGAACACAAACACAUUGUUAUUAAUUAUUGAAUAUUUUCUUGCUUUAUUUCCUGUGUUCACAUUAUCAACGAGUUUCCCUAUAAUUGCAAUAACAUUGAGAAACAAUUUAUCAUCAUUGUUUCUUAACAAUCAGACUGCUUACAAUUUUUGUCUUCGAAAAUUAGUCUUUCCAUUUUUGGCAAUAAUUCCACCUUAUGUAAUUGCUAUGUCAACUGAAAAUUUGUCAUUUCUUGUUAGUAUAACGGGUUCAUAUGCUGGAGCUGGCAUUCAGUAUUUGAUUCCGACAUUUCUUGUUUUAGAUUCGCGAAAAAAAGUAAUGGUUACUUUUAAAUCUAGUGUAAAAAAUAGAUUUGCCAGUCCAUUCGCAGGAAAAUAUUGGCCUAUUUUUGUUAUAGUAUGGGCGGUUGCGUGUAUGAUUUUAGUGACAAUUAACUUUGUUGAAAAAAAGAAGCAAUUCAGUACAUUGUUGUUAAACAACGCGCUGUAUUCAUUAGGUUAUGUCAGACGUCACAUGGUAACACUUGUAGGUUUUCAUCGUCAGCUUCGUGUGCUACAGUCUAAACUGAUCAAAUUGAUAAAGCAUCAUAUUUUUAAAUCAUCGUCAUUGACGUGUUCAGUUAAAUACAUCAUUCCAAGAUUUUUUUGUAAUUCUCUGAGUAACAUGCACAGUACACGUACCGUUGUCCAAGGUCAGAAUAUGACUAUUGAAAUUUUGCCGGCAUUAGAUGAUAAUUUUAUGUAUUUGAUAAUUGAUAAAAAAACAAACGAUGCUGCAAUAGUCGAUCCAGUGAAUUCAAAUCUAGUAAGCUCAGCGGUUGAAGAACAUCAAGUUAAUCUUAAGAAAAUUUUAACAACACAUCAUCAUUGGGAUCAUGCAGGUGGUAACAAGGAUAUGAGAAAAAUAUUUAAAGAGAUUGAAGUACUUGGUGGAGAUCAGAGAGUCGAAGCUGUUACUAAGAUAGUAUCGCAUGGAGAUAUUGUAGAUAUAGGAGAUUUGAAAGUAAAAUGCUUGGCAACACCAUGCCAUACAUCAGAUCAUAUUUGUUACUAUUUAUCAUCUGAAAAUGAUUCUCCAGUUGUGUUUACAGGCGAUACAUUAUUUAUUGGAGGUUGCGGAAGAUUUUUCGAAGGCACAGCUGAACAAAUGUACAAAGCGUUGUGUGAAAUUCUGGGAUCACUUCCUGAUAAAACGAAAGUUUAUUGUGGACACGAAUACAGUUGUAAGAAUUUGCAGUUUGGUCUAAAAGUUGAACCAGGAAAUGAAGAUAUCAAAAGAAAAUUAGAUUGGUUUAAGGAAUUACGUAAAAAACAAAGUCCAACUGUACCGAGUACAAUUGGUGAAGAGAAAAAAAUUAACCCGUUCAUGCGGGUACAUGAACAAAUGGUAAUGGCUCAUACUGGUACUAAUGAUCCAAUUAAAACUAUGGCUGCUUUACGUAAAGAGAAAGAUAAGUUUUAAUUAAUUUAUUAAAAAAAUUUUUAAUUUUAUCUAAGUACAAUUAUUAUUACGCUAUAUAUUAGCAGACAUUUGAGUAGGUAUUUCUUCCGUCUUUUUAUGAUAUUUUUGCAUUUCUACAACGUAUUUUUCUUUAGAACGUUCGUACAUGUCGUAAUAAACCUAAGAAAGAAAGAAAGAGUUGUAUAUUUCAAUGAGAAUUUCAAAUAAAAUACAAUAACUAAAAAA